Messenger RNA from Capsaspora owczarzaki ATCC 30864, 4862 nucleotides. Its product is annotated as diacylglycerol kinase 1. Gene Ontology annotation, biological process: intracellular signal transduction. The coding region runs from base 100 to 4728 and encodes 1542 amino acids. NCBI's taxonomy places the organism in Eukaryota, Filasterea, Ministeriida, Capsasporidae. The record is from RefSeq and is a predicted model, not a curated record. Gene Ontology annotation, molecular function: ATP-dependent diacylglycerol kinase activity. The transcript is spliced from 2 exons.
AUUCGUUAUUUUUUUUAUUUUGUAUCUUUUUUUCCCAUUGCUCUGCUUCGUUCUCGCUCUUCUCGCCGUUGUUCCUCUCCCCCCCCUGACCUGCAACCCAUGUCGUCGCCGUCUGGUCAAGCAGCAGCAGCAGCAGCCACCACCAGCAGUGGCAGUGGCACGCUGCACCCGCACAUGUCGCAAGACCACGACGCGCUGAUUGAAGAGACGCUUCGACGCCUGCAGCUCGAGAACCAGCAUCUCCGCGAGCAGCUCGAUCUCAAGCAGGCCGCCGUGGCUGCCAACCUCGGUGCUGUCAAUGCACUCGGCAGCGAAGUCUCAGCGCGGCUCGACGAAGUCAAACUCACAGGUCCAGCGGACAGGUCGACCGUGCAACCCCCGUCGGCUGGCGAGGUCGUUCGUGGCCUGCUCGAGGGCGGCCAAGGAGGCGCCAAUAGCGACUUGUCGUUUGAUUUUGGCCUCGAUCUCGACGAGAGCAGCCUCGAGUCCAUCGAACACGCUCGCGCUGGCGGUCUGCUCGGCGCCGGAGGCGUGCCUGGUCUCGCCGACGCCGAGAGGGUCCUUGACGACGAAGAAGAGGACGAGGAGUCUGACGACGAGUACGAGGAGGAGGAGGUCUCCUUGGCGAGCUCGACAGACACGAUUCCGCCGGCCCAGCUCGCCGACUCCAACUCGAGCAGUUCGCGUCUCGAACGCGAGCCGGGGCUCCAGAGCGUCAACUUUUCCAGCUUUUUGAACAACCCCGAGAUUCUGUCGGGCUUGGUGGACCGCUUCCGCCGUGGCUUCCGUGCGGACGACGGCAAGGACAGCGCGAUUGCACCCGCCAGCAGCGUCUUCACUGGCCAACAGGUGAUUGACUGGCUCGUCCGCACCGUGCUCAUCACUCGCCGCCGCGCUUUGGCUGUCGGCCAGUCCAUGAUUGACCAGGGCAUUAUCGAGCAGCUGGACAAGUCGGGCAAGCGGGUGCAGAGCAAGGACUCGCGCUUUUACGACGACCGCACCCUGUACCGCUACAAGAACGACGACGCCGACUUUGAAUUCCUCGAAAUCAAGCUGGAGCACACCUUUGUGCGAAAGGACAAGAGCAAACCCGUGGUGUGCGACGUCUGCCGCACGCGCAUCUGGACUGGCGCCAUGCUGGUGUGCGAGAGCUGCAAGCUUCGCUGCCACAAGAACUGCGAAGGGCGAGUCACGUCGAUUUGCUCCCGAUCCGAGUCGGGCGUCGCGCGUCCGCUCCCAGAAGAGGAGCACGGCGCGGCGGCGGCUGCAGCUGCUGCCGAUCUCGAGGAGGACUCGAGCAUGGUGGUUGACGAGAAGGAAUUCAACCCCAUCAUCAUCCCGAACUCGGCUGUGCGCGCCGUCGAGCCCGUGUCGGCCGGCGGAAACAAGUACGCCAUCACCCUUCCGCAAGACUGCACGCCCGUCAUUGUGUUUGUCAACCGCAAGUCUGGCGGCCAGGAGGGUGGCCGGCUCAUUUCCAUCCUGCAGCGUCGCUUGCACGAAUGCCAGAUCUGGGACUUGGGCCAGGGCGGGCCGCGCCCCGGCUUGUUGCAGUUCCGCGAAAUUGCCCACAAGGUGCUGGUCUGCGGUGGCGACGGCACCGUGGGCUGGGUGCUCUCGGAAAUGGACAAGAUUGACUAUGCGCCUUUGCAGCAGCCUCCAGUGGCCAUUCUUCCAAUGGGCACUGGCAACGACUUGUCUCGUGUUCUGGGCUGGGGUCCCGGAGGCGGCGCUCGGACGAUGGGUUAUUUGUCCAAAAAGCUCUUCCAGAUGGUCCACUCGGAGAUUGUUCUGCUGGACCGCUGGUCGGUGGCCAUCCACGACGUUGAACGCAACAAGAACCUGCUCGUCAUGAACAACUACCUCUCCGUCGGUGUGGACGCCAAGAUUGCCCUCAAGUUCCACCACGCUCGCGAAGAGUCGCCCGAGCGGUUUAAGAGCAAAAACUUGAACAAGCUCUGGUAUGUGACGUAUGCCGCCAAGGCCAUGCUCGGCUCCUCGUUGCCCGUGUGCGACAUGGUCUCGCUGGAGGUGGACGGCAAGCCCGUCGUCAUCCAGCGAGACAUUGAGGCAGUGAUUCUGCUCAACAUUCCCAGCUACAUGGCUGGCACGGAUCUCUGGGGCAAGAAGGCGGCGCCCUUCGUCGACCAAACCUUUAGCGACGGCCUGCUCGAGGUGGUCGGCAUCACGGGUGUCUCUCACAUGGGCCGCAUUCAAGCCAAGGUCUCAACCGGCCGUCGUCUCGCCCAGGGCUCGCACGUGCGCUUCACCCUCACCCACGAAAUUGCCGCCCAGAUUGACGGCGAGCCAUGGCUGCAAAAGCCUGGUGUCAUUGACAUUCGCCUGCUCAACCAAGCGCGCAUGCUUCGCUUCAACAAGAAGGAGCGCUUCCAUCCCGACUUUGUCACCAUCAAUCUCACGCCGCAAGAGCUCGAGGUCAUUGCUUCCGAUUUCGUGCAGGGCGUGCCCACCUACUUCCGCAAGGUUCACCACGUCGGGCGCAAGGCGUACGUCUUCCUCGGCUCGGAGGGUGUGGACUGGCUCAUGUUUUACAUGAAGACCGACGACCGCAGCAAGGCGUGGAAAGUCGGCCAGCUCCUCAUGGAGGCUGGCGUGUUUGAGCACACUGGUCACCACCGUCAAUUCCGCGACCAGAAUGUCUACUACAAGUUUGCCGAAAACCGCGUGCCGCUGGUGACUGGCCACGACGGCUCAACCCCCACCUCGCCCCUGCAGGCCUUGGUUGCCGGUCAUCAUCGCGGGUCGGCAUCGGCUGCUGGAGGUGUGCCCAGCGGCAGCGGCGCUGCAGCAGCAGCAGCAGCAGCUGGCGUCACGGCAGAAUCGAGCGCGUCCGCAUCGACGUCUGCGCCCGUGUCUGCGUCUGCGUCAGCGUCAGCCAGCAGCUUCUUUGAGCCACCAGAGUCGAGCACGGCCAUGCUGCAGCUCACUUCGUUGACGGUCAACUCGCUCUCAAUCACCGACAUUGGCGACUUUUUGCGGGAGGCCGUUGCCAGUCUGCCUGCUGCCGACCGCGCAUUGGCUGUCCAGUUUGUCGACGAAGGGUCGUCUGCCGAUCUCUCGCCCAUCGCCCAACGUGACCGCCGUCGACUGCUGGCCAUGGCUGCCGAGCUCAACCCGGACUUGCGCGCCAAGCUGGAAGCACGGCUGACGGGCCAUUUUGGCCUGGAGACUGCCGAGGCACCCAGCUAUUCGUCCAAGAUUGCGUCCUACUCGACGGCCAGCGCAUCCGCAUCAUUCCACGAGGACAAGCCGGAAAACUUUUUGGCCCAUCUCAAAGUGUUUGUCGUUGAAGCCAAAGAGCUGCGUGCCCUCGACUCCAACUGCGAUGCCUACCUCGUGUGCGACUGCGAAAAGGAGACGUUCAAGUCGCGCGUCGUGCGCCGCACCACCAACCCUGCCUUUGGCGAAGAAUUCCACUUUAUCAUCUCGCGCUCCAACUCGAUGCUGAACUUUGCCGUGUACGACCACAACCGAUCUGCCCAGGUCAUGGCUGUUGACGAGGCAUUCCUUGGCCGUCUGAAGGUUCCGAUCUCGUCGCUCGAGCCCGGUGUUGUGGACAAGUGGUUCCAUCUGCUGCCCAAGAAGGACAAGCACGUCGGCAUCCGUCCGAAGGGCUCCAUCCACCUGAUUAUGGAAUAUACCCCGUUGCUGGGCACGGUGGACUCUGGCAUGUCGCUGGGCCCCGAGCCGUUCGUGCCGCCGGGCGAGCCUGUCGGAGGAUUUAAGAGUGUGAUUGCGCGUGUGAGCGAGGCCAACCACGUUUCCUGCGCCUUCAACAACAUUUACCAUCCGCUUGCUGAAAACGAGCACGAGCAAGCGCUCUUGCGCAUGACGUCUGGCAAGAACAAGGCCGACGACGACAUUCUCCCCGAAUUCGAGCUUGUCUCGUCGGUGGCCAUGGCCGAAGGCUUGUUUGAGUACUUUAGCGCCCCCAUGCGCAGCGAAGACGUCGACGUCUAUGUCCAGCGCGACCAGCGCGUCAUCUCCGACGAGUGGAUGCACAUUGGUACCUUCCGAACGGACAUGGCGGGCCGUGUCUUUGUGCCCAUGCCAAAGUGGGUGCACUCGACGGUCGCCCACUACCGCAUUCGCAUGGUGGCCCUGCACGACCACUCGAUUGCUGCUGGCUCGCUCUACGUCGUUCCCAAGGGCACGGCGUGCAUUGUCUAUGACAUUGACGGAACCCUGACCAUUGGCGACCAGGAAGUGGUGCAGCAGGCAGUCAAGGAUGCCGUCAACGUCAGCUACGACCUCAAGCUGCGCAAGGGCGCGCUGUCCCUCGUUCGCAUGUGGUUUGCCAAGGGCUACAUGCCCGUUUACCUCAGCGGCCGUGCUGGCUCCUUUUACAAUCUGACGCGCGACUGGCUGAUUCGACACGGGUUCCCGCCUGGCCCCAUUUUGCACACCCGCUCGCAUCUGCCCACCGUCCCUCUGUACCCAUCCGUGGGCGUCUUCAAGCGGGACUGGAUUUCCCACCUCAAGGCCAUCGGACUCGAUGUUGUGGCAGCGUACGGCAACACUGAGACGGAUAUCCGCGCUUACGGCGAGUUUGGCCUUCCCCGCAACCGCAUUCUCAUUGUUGGUCCCCAUGCUGGCAACGGUGGCUCGGUCAACUGCGGCCGGUCCAACUUCAAGGACCAUCUUCAAGAUGUUGUUCACUUCCCCGAGGCCGCCAUUCCUGUUCCUCGCGAGUCCAUGGAUUGGUGAAAGGAAGCGGGGCUUUUUUUUUUUUUUUCAUUUGCUUGUCUUUGGUUUUUCUUCGUUUUGUGUUUUUGCAAAUUGGAUCAUCUACUUGAUCAUUUGGGCUCCUCCUUCUCUUUUGCGUUGUGCGUGUGUGUGUG